Molecule: messenger RNA, 1006 nt
Organism: Saccostrea cuccullata (small rock oyster)
Lineage: Eukaryota; Metazoa; Mollusca; Bivalvia; Ostreida; Ostreidae
Exons: 4
Coding region: 537-962 (141 amino acids)
Source: RefSeq, a predicted model, not a curated record
AACCCUGGAAUAAUGGUUGAUUAUCAUGACUAAUAAUUGGCUGAAAUGUCAGUGGCCUGGUUAGGUUAUUACUACAUGAGUCACUUAUAUAUUAAUUAAAAGACAGAGGGAGAGGACUUAUUUUGCCGACUGAUUUCAUAGGGUCCUUCUUAUAUAUCUCCCUUCGAUUCUAUUUUUAAUUCAAUAUUACAGUUGUACGUAUUAAUAGUCCUUUAUACGACUGAAGGUUUUUUUUAGUACUCAGUUUCAUUAGGACCCUGUAAUAUGAGUCAUUUCGGAUACCGGAUUGGUGAAUGUCUCGGUUGUGUUGCUGAUAUCCGGUAAAGUAGCACAUUUAAUAUUCGGAAUAUCUCGGUUAUUGCCGUAAACCCUACCUCUAUUGAUCCGAGUGAUCUGUCACCUUCCAGAAUACUAUGUGCCUCUCGUUUUUUGCUGACUUAUCGUCUAGACGAUUUUAAGCUGUAUACAUAUUACAGAUGAUUGCUGACGUCAGAUAAAUUUCUUUGGAGGUUCACGAAAGGUAUUUCUUAACAAGGAUGAUCAAUGAUCAUGAAGAGGUUCACAAAUGCAAUAAGAGCAAAGUAAUAGAGGCGAUAUUGAUUGGACACCCUCUGCACGUCCCUCACAUAGACUGCGUCCACCACCAGCUGACCACCCACUCACUGGUCUAUAAUUACUGCGGGAACAACAGUACAACCUCAUGGAAGAGGGGACAACGAGUUGAGGACUACUGUAACGCGCAUCCGCAUGUCACAGAUGAGUAUAAACCAAUCUCCACGUUUCAUGGACACGACUUCCACGGAGAUUCCGGAAUAACGGCAAUAUUUCUCAGCUGUGAGUCGAAUGGAAUUAAGAUUGCCACGGAACUCUGCAAUAAUCCUCCACUAAUAUAUUCCCUUGGAGAUCAUCCUCUAACAAACCAUCUUCCAGCUGCUCACGAUUUUUAUUUCAUUGCUUGGUAACAAUCCAAAGAAGAAAGAAAAAAAUGUGCUUUUAAAAAUGUUUU